Messenger RNA from Schistosoma mattheei, 1184 nucleotides. The record is from the annotation of a GenBank genome assembly. Lineage: Eukaryota; Metazoa; Platyhelminthes; Trematoda; Strigeidida; Schistosomatidae.
AUGUUUGCGUUACAUCGGGUGAUACUUAUUCUGGUUUUCUUAUGCAUCAGUUUGGAUCCUUUGGAUUUCAGUAAAAUUACUGAACAAAUUUACAAUUAUGUACCUUUGUCAUAUGCAUCAUUUUGUACUCGAAAACUUAACCUUACAGGACAGGUUGGUUGUUCCAGUGAUAUCAACGGAAAUUCGGGUGUUGCUUUGUUUAUGAAUGAGUCACAAGACAUUAUUCAGACACUUAGUUCAGAUAUUUCAACUUCAUUUGUGGUGGUUGUAAAUGUUGGGCAGUUUGUUAACACUUCACUUAUGCGAUAUUUCCGUUCAACAACAAAUAUUAAAGGUCUUAUUGUGUUUUCUAACGAGGAAGAAAAUUACGACAGCUAUGCAUUUUCCGAAUCAUCCAAGUGCCCGAACAGUGAUUACAGCGCUUAUAACUUUACUGAUCAAUGUGAUUUGGAUGCACAAUGGAACCCAGCUGGGACAGAAUAUUCAUAUAUCAGUUGGCCGUUUCCGGUUGUUUUGGUUGCUGAUGUGAACAACACCAUUUGGACUUCCAUGUACGAAUGUUUUUUAAUGUUGAACCGAGAACCUGCUGAUGAUACGCGGUGCUUGAUUGAAAUAAAUAACCCUAUGUCAGCUGUUGGGUCGUCUGAGACUUGCUUUCGUCGUCAGUACCUCAUGUCGCUGCAUAUUUCUGAAAGUUCGGAGAUUUUCUGUGAUGAAUUGACAGGGCUAAACAUUGUUUUAUCAGUAACUGAUUCGAAAAAUCACUCAAGGGGUAAUAACAUUAGCAAUUAUGCUCGGUCUGAGAAUUCUUCAGUGUUUGUUCUUACUCGGAUGGAUUCUCGAAGUAUUUUCGAACGCAGUGGGUUUUCAAGCCAAGGUGUCCUUCCUAGUAUAGCUGUUUUGAUUUCUGUUGCCGUACAUUUAAUGGGACAGAAAACCUUGAAAGUCAGUUUAUAAUGUUGUUUCAAUGAAAGUAUGGCAUUUUUGACUUCUUUAUUUAUGUUGGUAUUUUGUUGCUGAUUCUUUUUAUUUAGGUUCACCGUGUUUCGAAUUGGGUUUUCCACUUAAGACCACGUAAAAAGUAAUUAGUUUUAGCUUAAUACAGUACUGCGAAGUAAUGGGGUAGUAGUUAAACUAUUUGAAUUUCGGAUCAAUCGAUAAGGUUGUGAAUCUUCAUCGACUGA